Molecule: messenger RNA, 2577 nt
Organism: Syzygium oleosum
Lineage: Eukaryota; Viridiplantae; Streptophyta; Magnoliopsida; Myrtales; Myrtaceae
Product: probable pectinesterase/pectinesterase inhibitor 21
Exons: 2
Coding region: 626-2362 (578 amino acids)
Biological process (GO): cell wall modification
Molecular function (GO): pectinesterase inhibitor activity; pectinesterase activity
Source: RefSeq, a predicted model, not a curated record
AAACUAGUUCCAUAUAUUUUGUGCACCGUAGUUAGUAUGUACGUGCUACAAUCUAUAUGACAAACAAGUCUAUACAAUGCUUUUUUCUCUCCGCCUAAUGACAGGGCAAUGGAUGAACCCAUCAUCAUCCCAUCGAGAAAUAAAUGGCAAGCGGCCUUCGUUUUAUCACGGCAUAUCAAUUUGACACCAUCAGUUUCAAUGAGGGGACUCGAAACCGUAUAAAGUUAGCCUCAAACAAAGAGAACCCUUCAUUGCAACUAUCCGUUUUAGCAAAGUAACAAACGGGAAAACCAGAACAACCGUCUCUUCUAUCUCGGAAAUCAAAUGUCACCUGAGGUUUCCCAACAGAAAAAACUGUCACUUCCUAUGCUUCUUUCCAUUUCUGUCUCAUCUUUUUUCCCUUCCUCACGUUCAAAAACAGCGCCCCCCUCUCUUCCCAUAACCUAUUAAAGCCAGAGAGCCAUAGGAGGAUCAGAGAUCCCGACAGAUGAAGAAGAGAGUCCCAAGACCUCUAUUGACAUUCAUCUGUUUCGUAGCUAAUUUCCGAUAGUCCUCGAUUCCGCGAUCAUUCCACUAGUUUGUUGUAUUUUUCAAGUGAGUGGAAGUGUGGGGAGGGAAAAAAAAGAUGAGCGGAUAUGAUCGCUUCUCCGGCCCUACAUGGCGAGGAAAGCGCACAGCAUACGCCAUUGGCGGGGUUGGCAUAGUAUUUGUUGUGGCGGUGGUGAUAGGCGUGGCCGUCAGCGCCAGCAGCAGAAGCAGCAGCUCCAGCCAAUCCAGUGCCGGUACCAGCGGCGGGGUAUCCACCUCGAUGAAGGCUAUCCAAGCCAUAUGCCAACCCACUGAUUACCGGGAAGCCUGCAUGAGUAGCCUUUCAUCAGCGGGCGGGAACACCACCGACCCCAAAGACCUCAUCCAGAUGGGCUUCCAAGCUGCGAUCAAACAAGUGAAAGCAGCGAUUAAGAACUCCACUGUCGUGAAGGAUCUUGCGAAGGACCCGAGAUCCAAGCAGGCCCUGGAGACGUGCCAGCACCUCCUGGAGUACUCGAUUGACGACCUCCAGAGCUCCUUCGAGAGGCUGGAUGGGUUCGAUGUGAGCAAGCUCGACAUGUACAUGGCCGACCUGCGGGUCUGGCUCAGCGGGGCAAUCACAUUCCAGGAGAGCUGCCUGGACGGCUUCGAGAACACGACAGGCGCCGCCGCGAAGAAGAUGAAGCAAAUCCUCCAGAGCUCCAGGGAGCUCACCAGCAACGGCCUCGCCAUGGUCACUGAGAUCUCCUCGCUGCUCAGCUCGUUCAACAUCCCCGGUUUGAGCCGGCGCCUCCUGUCUGAGGAGCAGGAUGGUUUCACCGAGUUCCCAUCGUGGGUGGACAAGGGGCGGCGCAAGCUCCUCGCGGCAGCACCUGCGGACAUCAACCCCGACGUGGUCGUGGCCCAGGACGGGAGCGGCAAGUACAAGACCAUCCGUGAGGCUCUGAACGACGUUCCUAAGGAGAACAACAAGACCUUCGUCAUACACAUCAAGGAAGGAGUGUACAAAGAGAAAGUAUUGGUAGACAAGAAGACGACCCAUGUCAUGAUGGUCGGUGAUGGCCCCACGAAGACUGUGAUCACUGGGAGCUUGAACUACGUCGAUGGAGUCCAAACCUGCAACACCGCAACAUUCACUGCCAUAGGAAGCAACUUCAUAGCCAAGGACAUCAAGUUUGAGAACUCGGCGGGCGCCGAGAAGCACCAGGCCGUGGCACUACGCGUCCAGUCCGACAUGUCCGUGAUCUAUAAUUGCCACAUGGACGCCUUCCAGGACACGCUCUACACGCACGCCCACCGCCAGUUCUAUCGUGACUGCACCAUCUCCGGUACCAUCGACUUCAUCUUUGGCGAUGCGCUUGCUGUCUUCCAGAACUGCCAGAUGUUCGUGAAGAAGCCCCUCGAGAACCAGCAGUGCAUCGUCACUGCAUCGGGACGCAGCGAGCGCCGCUCCGCCUCCGCCAUCAUCCUCCAGAACUGCACCAUCUCGGCUGACCCCGCCUACUACCCCCUGCGGAACAUCAACAAGGCGUACCUCGGUCGCCCAUGGAAGGACUACUCGAGGACGGUCAUCAUGCAGUCCCAGAUCGAUGACCUGAUCCAGCCGCAAGGUUGGUUGCCAUGGAUGGGCGACUUUGCACUCAACACGUGCUUCUACGCGGAGUACGGGAACAGAGGGGCCGGCUCGGCGACGAAAGAGAGAGUGAAGUGGCGCGGGAUCAAGAACAUAACCGCGCAGCACAUCACCAACUUCACACCGAAGGUCUUCUUCAAGGGUGACGCUUGGAUCACCACCACCGGAGUGCCUUACAGUCCCGGGAUCAUGACUGCUUAAACGGAGCUCAAACCAAAGAAGAAGAUCGUUACGUGUUUUAUAGGCGUAGUUGUUAAUGUAUGUUUUUUUUUUUUAGGGGAAGCUGACUCCUGCAUUUCAGCUUUCAAGUUUUUGUUGCGAGAGAUGGGAGAAUGAUGGUCAUGUAAAUUCUACUUCCUACUGCUUUUUUACUUAUAAUAUACGUAAAAACAGUCGGUCAAAGUGAUUAAUUUGAA